AUGAAUUCGACGGAUUCAAUGAAAACCCUUUUGGCUGCGAGCUGCGGCGACACCAUCAAGUUAUUCGACGUCGACGUCUCCUUGGACCCCCGAGAUCCCUGUGUUCUCAGCUAUACUCCUUCUCCUGGUUCUAAAGUCCACUCUGUCAAGUGGAACCAUACCAAUUUGGUAGUGGCUAGUGCUGGGCAGGAUCGGAAAAUAUCUCUGUGGGGGAAAAACGGGCAAAGCUUGGGGACUAUUCCUGCGGCAGGGAGUGGUAAUGGUGACGAUAUUGAGGAAAUAUAUUCAAUCAAUUUUAGCAACAAAGCUUCCAAAUAUAUUUGUUCAGGGGGGGAUGGUCAAGUUGUAAGGAUAUGGGAUUUGCAGCGCAAACGAUGUAUUAAAUGGCUCAAAGGCCAUACUGAUACUAUAACUAGUGUAGUUUACAAUUGUAAAGACGAGCAUCUAGCAUCAAUCAGUCUUAAUGGGGAUCUUAUGCUGCACAAUCUUGCCUCUGGUGCAAAGGCUGCUGAACUAAAGGAUCCAAAUAAACAGGUUCUGAGAGUGCUUGAUUAUUCUAGGAUAAGCAGGCACCUUUUGGUGACAGCAGGCGAUGAUGGAUCCGUACACUUAUGGGAUACGACUGGUCGAAAUCCAAAGAUGUCCUGGUUGAAGCAACAUUCUGCCCCAACCUCUGGUGUUGGUUUUUCACCAUCAAACGACAAGGUAAUUGCCACUGUUGGUAUGGACAAAAAAUUAUAUGUAUUUGACACCGGUUCCAGAAGGCCCUCAUGUUGCAUUCCUUAUGAAGCGCCUUUUUCCUCAAUUUCAUUCACGGAUGAUGGAUCAAAAUUAGCAGCUGGAACGAGCAAUGGCUAUGUGGUGUUCUAUGAUGUUCGUGGAAAACCUCAGCCCUUGACAGUUCUCCGCGCUUCUGGGGAGGCUGUCACCAACCUAUGCUGGCAAAGAUCAAAACCUGUAAUCGUUAACGAGAAGAGUUCAACUCCUGAAACUGUACUUCUGGGUGGUGCUCUGGAGGACUCGGUUCUUAUGCCUGACCCCCUCCGUUCUGCACCAACUAGUGCUUCAGUAUCAACAACGGGUUCAUUGCCCCGAAGUUCUGGUCGGUUGGGUUCUUCAACCGACUCAUUUUCAAUUCUGGGAGGCAGUGGUGUCUCUACAUCCAGCACCCCGGGUUUAUCAGAGGAGGAAACUCCUGUCAGAAGUGGAUUAUGGACAGGAGGAGCUUUGGCUAGAUUGCAUGCACCUCGUGGUAAUAAUAUUAAGGAUGAUAUGGAGGUGUUUUCUCCGAUAGUUGACGUUCAGCCCAUUACUCCAUCACUUGAUAAGUUCUGGGAUCAUGAUAAGAAACUUCCAUUCCCUUCUUCUAGGAGGUUUCCUCUCUCAGAGGAUGGGGGCAGUGACAUACAAUCAAUUUUUGACUGGAAAUCUUCUUCAACAUCGAAACAGGAUGAUACGCUUUCAUCCUUUCUGUCGACCCCUACUGGAACUUCUAGAGGUACUGAUGCUUCCUCAAUAACUCCCCCGGAAGCUUGGGGUGGUGAGAAACUAACCGAAAAAUUAACUCUCCGGCACUCAGUCAACCUACCUUCCCGUUUUGCUAGUUACACAUCGGGAUCAAUGUUUUCGGGAUUACAAGAUAGUCAGAGUUUGGGCUCCCUAACAAGUUCAAGCCUAAGCUUAGCAAAUUUAUGCGUCAGAGAAACAUCUAAUAUUGAAGCUUCUGUUGGAUCUUCGGAGCUUUCGUCCUUUAGUUCUUCUCUUUCGGUUACUACAAAAAGCAGUUCAGGUCAAACGAAUCUUGAUUCUCUUGGUACUGCAUUGUCCCAUCCGCGGAGGUUUUCCAGCUAUGCUGAAAGGAUAAGCACCACUCCGUCAUUUGCCGAUGGAACAUCCUUUUCAGUAGGAUCUCCAAAGAUAAAGAAAACAGGAGCUGAGACAAGGGAAGAGCUUUUGAAUAGUUAUUUAUCAAGGACGGACCGAUUACCUACUACAGAUUCUGGCACUCUCCCAUCCAUGAAUGGUGGGGUUAUACAAUCGCAGAGACCUUCAGGACAACCUGACAUGCAGCAGGGAAGUUCCUUCACCCUCCAGCUUUUCCAACGUACCCUUGAGGAGACUCUUUCCUCAUUUCAGAAAUCCAUUCAUGAAGACAUGAGGAAUCUUCACAUUGAAAUUUUAAGACAGUUUCAUUUGCAAGAGAUGGAAAUGUCAAGCGCAAUGAAGGUAGUCCUGGAAAACCAGAGUGAACUCAUGAAAGAAGUCCAAUCACUAAGAAAGGAAACUCAGCAACUUCGGCAAUUAUUAUGA
Molecule: messenger RNA, 2310 nt
Organism: Oldenlandia corymbosa var. corymbosa
Lineage: Eukaryota; Viridiplantae; Streptophyta; Magnoliopsida; Gentianales; Rubiaceae
Source: the annotation of a GenBank genome assembly